Messenger RNA from Gloeophyllum trabeum ATCC 11539, 690 nucleotides. Its product is annotated as cytochrome P450. The transcript is spliced from 3 exons. The coding region runs from base 1 to 690 and encodes 229 amino acids. Lineage: Eukaryota; Fungi; Basidiomycota; Agaricomycetes; Gloeophyllales; Gloeophyllaceae. Gene Ontology annotation, molecular function: heme binding; monooxygenase activity; oxidoreductase activity, acting on paired donors, with incorporation or reduction of molecular oxygen. The record is from RefSeq and is a predicted model, not a curated record.
AUGCAGGAGGAGCUCAGCGAAACUGAGCUCAAUUUGGACGUGUUAUUUGCGAUACAGGCAGGAUCGGACACGACUUCGGGCGUCCUGACUUUAUCACUAUAUCAUAUUUUAGCGAACGCGAAGGUGUAUACGAGGCUCGCAAAUGAAGUCCGGGAUGCUUUCCCUAGCGGAUAUAUCACAGCUGAUGACCACCCGCGACUACUCCAGUUGCCGUACCUAUCAUCAGUGGUGACGGAAGCUCUCCGUCUCGGUUCUCCAUUCCCAGGUCUCCCUCGUGUCGCACCCAAGGAUGGCAUAGUUAUAGAUGGCAUGUUCAUACCCGGAGGGACGAUUGUCGGGGUACCUGCGUGGGCUCAGCAUAUGUCUCCAGAUAAUUUCUGGCCAGAUCCCGAACGCUUCGUUCCGGAAAGAUGGCUUGACGAAGGACAAGGCACAGACUCUAUAGCGAAUAAAAAUGCAAUAAUGACGUUCUCAUCAGGGCCCUUCGGCUGCUUAGGGAAGGCCCUGGCUAUAAAGGAGCUAUACGUAGUGAUCGCCCAACUCCUUGUGUCUUGCGACUUGACUCUGGGCCCCAAGUUCGACCACAAGCAGUUCUAUCAUGGGAUCAAGAAUAUGCGCACGACCAUAUUCACUUACCCAUUGACUGUAUCUGUGGCUAUUCGGGACGCGGAUGAUACUCCUCGAGGGUAG